Molecule: messenger RNA, 1727 nt
Organism: Orbicella faveolata
Lineage: Eukaryota; Metazoa; Cnidaria; Anthozoa; Scleractinia; Merulinidae
Cellular component (GO): cytosol
Molecular function (GO): L-galactose dehydrogenase activity
Source: RefSeq, a predicted model, not a curated record
UCUUCACAAAUAAUUUGACAUUUUCAUCAGACUUUGAGAUGAGCAAUUUACCUGCUAGUUAUGUGGAGGGGUUCCAUUAUGAGGAAGCUGUUAAACGAAUGAAAUAUCAGCCGUUAGGAAAGACAGGAAUGACCGUUUCCAAGUUAAGUUUUGGUGCUUCAUCACUUGGAAGUGUUUUCAGGGAAACUAAUGACUUGGAGUCAGUUCAAGUUGUCCACCAUGCAAUAAAGAACGGGAUUAACUAUAUCGAUGUUGCUCCCUGGUAUGGUCAUGGCAAAGCAGAGACUGUUUUAGGCAAGGUCUUGCAAGGUUCAUUGAUAUUGUUAUCAUGUAUUAUUUAACAGGUAUGUCGAUAUGAGCCAGAAACUGAAAAGAUGUUUGACUUCUCUGCUGAAAGAACCUUACAAAGUGUUGAGGAAAGCUUAAAGCGCUUAGGACUAGACUACAUUGAUGUAAUUCAGGUUCAUGACAUGGAGUUUGCACCUUCUUUAGACAUUGUUAUCAAUGAAACAUUACCUGCCCUACAAAAGCUGAAAGAAAAUGGGAAAGUGAAGUUUAUUGGGAUCACAGGAUAUCCACUAGAAACCUUUCGGACAGUUUUAGAGAGAAGCAAAACAAACAUUGACACAUUGUUGACUUAUUGUCGCUGUUCAUUAAAUGACACUGGGUUGCUCAAUUACAUGGAGUUCUUCAAAGAACAUGGAGUAGGGGUCGUGAAUGCCUCCCCCAUAUCAAUGGGCUUGUUGUCAAAUCGUGGGCCUCCUUCAUGGCAUCCAGCUGGACAAUGUGUACGUGACAGAUGCAAACAAGCUGCUGACUAUUGCCAGGAACAAGGUGUUGACAUCUCAAAGCUUGCUCUUCAUUUUACCUUGGGAAUAGAAGAAGUUCCUACAACCCUGGUGAGCACUGCAAGCUUUGAAAAUCUUCAGAAGAAUCUUAAUGCUGUUGACCAGACAUUAACAGACACUGAGGGAAAGUGUUUGCAGUAUAUCAUAGACAAUAUUUUCAAACCAAGUGGUAAUCUUUCAUGGGAAGGUGUGGAAGUUUCCAGGUACUGGCAGAAAAUGAACCAACUAAAGCCUGCUUGUCCUCUGGCAAUAUCAUAACAAGAGCUUGCAUCAAUGUUCUACAUUAAUUUGAAGUCUAGGGUCAUGUAUGUUCAUUUAAAAGAGGACAGUUAGUUUUUAAGCUGGAUAUGGACUGUGUCAUCAAAUUAUUUGACAUAUGUAAAUUACAUGAAAUGUAAAUGAAUGUCCUAUCUAAUUUUAAUGUGUGGUCAAAAAACAGAUUUGAAAGGAUGUGCCCUGCUAUGUAAUAGGAAUCAUUUCCAGCACUGGACACAGGAUUUGGUCAGUUUUUUUAAAAGUGACACUUAAAUAGGCAGUUUUCUUGGGUUAAAGAUUUUUGUCAGUAUUUAGGGGAGUAGUGUUCUGGAAGAUUUUCUUUCUUAGGUUGAAAUUUAAAUUAACUAAUGUGUCUCUGAUUGAUUUAUAUCCUUGUUCUUGUUAAAUUAUAUUUACUACUUAUCAAUGUAUAUUAGGCAAGGAGGCCCAGGGAAGCCAAUAAGGCUUAUAUGUAAAGGACUACCUUAAAUAUACCUAAGACUUAACAAAAGAAUAAAAAUGUUGUCAUCAGCACACAGAAUGAUCAUAAUUUAGGAUAAAGCAGUUAAGCAAAACUAUGUUAAGCAAUGUUGGAACCCUUUUUAAAGGUUUUUGUGUUUCUAA